This is a messenger RNA of Biomphalaria glabrata, 1282 nucleotides long. Its product is annotated as neuronal acetylcholine receptor subunit alpha-7-like. Gene Ontology annotation, cellular component: membrane. The coding region runs from base 2 to 1273 and encodes 423 amino acids. Gene Ontology annotation, molecular function: transmembrane signaling receptor activity; extracellular ligand-gated monoatomic ion channel activity. The record is from RefSeq and is a predicted model, not a curated record. NCBI's taxonomy places the organism in Eukaryota, Metazoa, Mollusca, Gastropoda, Planorbidae. The transcript is spliced from 4 exons. Gene Ontology annotation, biological process: monoatomic ion transmembrane transport.
CAUGCAGUGCUCAUGUGCAGCUGUGGCUCUUUUAAUGCUUUUCAGUCUGGUUAGGGUAUCACGGUCUCAGAUCGAGGCAUACGGACGUUUGCGAAACGAUCUGCUCAACAGGUCAGUCGCCGUGCACAAGAUACCUCCAUAUCUGGACAAUCGCAACAAUACAAACUAUUUCGAUAUAUUGAUAGUUCCUGUUGACAUCCUUAGCAUUGACGACAUCGGACAGUCCUUGACAGUUACGCUGUAUGUACAAUUUAACUGGAGUCAACCCGACCUGGCCUGGAACGCAUCCAACUAUGAAAAUCUAAAAGUUGUCCUGAUGGAUACGAACUCAUUAUGGAAACCACUUGUAUACGCCAUUAUAGGGAUUGGAGAUAGUUUGGAAAUGGACCUACCUGAGACACUAGAUUUAGAAUCCCAGGGAAAUUUGAUGUCAAGAAAGCAGUACCAACUGACUUUCAGGUGCAAGAUCGACUUUAAGAAAUAUCCUUUUGACACCCAACAAUGUCUUCUUGGGUUCCAUGUCAUGGUGAACUCAGGCUUUGGCCUGGACAUACGCAUGCAGUUGUUUUUGGAACGCUUUACUAAAUUGUUCAAAGUCGGCGGUGAGUGGGGGCUUGACACCAUUAAAACAAUCACCGUCCCUGCGCAGGGUGUCAUCGUCCGCGAUUAUCCGGCCCUUUCGUUCACCUUGAGAAGGAACCACCUGUACUACGUCAUCACCAUCAUCUUCCCGCUUGUGCUGACGUCACUGAUGAUCCCGUUAGUGUUCCUGAUCCCGGCCUCAACAGGGGAGAAAAUCUCGUACCUGGUGGCUAUCUUCACGUCAACGGCCAUCUUUUUGAACUUCAUAUGUGACGUUAUGCCAAGAGGGCUCUACGAGGUCCCAUACUUGGCUGUGCUUUUGAUCGAAGUCCUGGCCGAAGGUUGGUUUGCCAUGUUGGCCUCACUAGUAGUUGUAAAUCGAUUUCACAGCGAAGAAAAGGGUUAUAAGAGUGUGAAGAGAAAUCCUUCCAAGUCAACCAGCUCUGUUAGAAAAGUCCAAGUCUGCCCAGCACCUGACAUGGCAAGCACAGCAGCAAGAGACAAAGAGAAUCUAGCAGACACAGACAAGAACAUGUUUGAAGCUCCUACUGUCUUGACAGCAAGUUCCAGAACUAACUGGUCAACAUUCAAUGUCAGUUCAACCCAACUGGACCAUGUAUUUUUUAUCCUUUUCUCUGCGGUUCAAAUAUUUUUUCUUCUUAUAAUUUUCUGUGUGCUGGACUGGCUUUAAGUUAACUUG